CCAGCCCCUGCGCACUCCCCCUCCCUCCCACGGCCCCGCCGGUGGUCGCGCCGUUGGGACUGGUGCUGGUUAGGGGCGAUCUUGGAAUGAUGGUGCCGGAGGAGGAGGAGAGGGAGGUGGAUGAGCUGGAGAGGAUGCGCGGGUGGGCGAGGGACGCCGACGUGGCCUCCCGCAAGGCCGAGGAGGCCGCAAUGAGACGGCACGCUGCGGCCAGUUGGUUGCGAAGAACGGUUGGAGUAGUGUGUGCAAGAGACCUGCCAGACGAACCCUCUGAGGAGGAAUUCCGGCUCGGACUAAGAAACGGGAUUGUUCUUUGCAAUGCACUGAAUAAGAUUCAGCCUGGUGCCAUACCUAAGGUUGUCCAAGCUCAGUCAGACGCUGCUGGCCCUGCGGAUGGCUCAGCUCUGUGUGCAUAUCAGUACUUCGAGAAUCUGCGGAACUUCCUUGUUGUUGUAGAAGAUUUGGGGCUUCCGACAUUUGAGGUGUCUGAUUUAGAAAAGGGUGGCAAAGGUGUUCGCGUUGUGGAUUGUGUUCUUGCUUUGAAGUCACUUAGUGAAAGUACUAAAACAGGAAGAGAAGCAUCAUGUAAACAUGGUGGCCUUGUAAGGCCUUUUAUUGGCAGAAAGUAUUUUAUACUCAAUAACACUGAUGCUUUUAUGAAUAAGAUAACAAAAGGACACUCAGCAGAGCCAAUCACGAACGGAUUUUCAGAUGGGCAAAACAUAACUACUGACUUUUCCAUAGAAUCCAAUGAGAUGACUACUUCGGACUCCCUCAGCGUUCUUUUUCGUACAGUUCUCAAGGAUAAGAAACCAGAAGAAGUCCCAUUGAUUGUUGAAUCGAUCCUAAGCAAAGUUAUUCAGGAAUAUGAGCAUCGCAAUGGAAACCAGACCAUGAUGGAUGAAGAGGAGCAAAAACUUUUGGAUAUGACGAAAAAGGUCAACCAUGAAAUUGUAAAUGGUGAUGGUGCAGCUAAACAGUUCCAACUAGAGGCACUAACAAAGUUUGAUCUGCAACACAAACAGAUUCAGGAAUUGAAGGGUGCUCUUUCUUUUGUCAAGUAUGGCAUGGAACAACUGAGAUUACAGUACUCGGAAGAAUUUACUAAACUUGGGAAGCAUUUGUACAGUCUCUCCGAUGCAGCUUCCAGCUACCAUAAAGUUCUUGAGGAGAACCGUAAAUUAUACAACCAAAUACAGGACCUUAAAGGAAACAUUAGAGUGUACUGUAGAGUUAGGCCUUUUCUACCUGGACAAAUAUGUUUAUCAACUAGUAUUGCUGGCACGGAAGAAAGAACCAUCACAAUAAUUACUCCCACGAAAUAUGGGAAAGAUGGACACAAAUCUUUCGGUUUCAACAGGGUCUUCGGUCCAGCAUCUACUCAAGAAGAGGUCUUUUCAGAUAUGCAGCCUUUGAUCCGUUCCGUCCUUGAUGGCUUCAAUGUCUGCAUAUUUGCAUAUGGCCAAACUGGAUCAGGAAAGACUUUUACCAUGAGUGGACCGAAGGUGUUGACAGAAGAAAGCCUUGGUGUUAACUAUAGAGCGCUAAAUGAUUUAUUUAAUAUUCAAGCACAGAGAAAGGGGAUAAUCGAUUAUGAAAUUUCCGUGCAAAUGAUUGAGAUCUACAAUGAGCAAGUGAGGGAUCUCCUUCAGGAUGGUGGAAACAGGAGAUUGGAAAUAAGAAAUACUUCGCAAAAAGGGCUGGCUGUUCCAGAUGCAAGCAUAGUUCCUGUCACAUCUGCGUCUGAUGUUGUUGAACUGAUGAAUCAAGGUCAGAAGAAUCGUGCAGUGGGCUCAACAGCCAUCAAUGACCGAAGUAGCCGCUCUCAUAGCUGCUUGUCUGUUCAAGUCCAAGGAAAGGACUUGACAUCUGGGACAUUGUUGAGAGGUUGCAUGCAUCUUGUGGACCUAGCAGGUAGUGAAAGAGUUGAUAAGUCUGAGGUUGUAGGAGAUAGGCUGAAGGAAGCACAGUACAUAAACAAAUCACUUUCAGCAUUAGGAGAUGUGAUUGCAUCUCUUGCACAGAAAAACUCGCAUGUCCCUUAUCGGAACAGCAAACUUACCCAACUUUUGCAAGAUUCUCUAGGAGGACAAGCAAAAACUUUGAUGUUUGUUCACAUAAGCCCGGAACUAGAUGCUGUUGGUGAGACAAUAAGCACCUUGAAAUUUGCUGAACGAGUUGCUUCAGUUGAGCUUGGAGCAGCAAAAGCAAACAAAGAAAGCAGUGAGGUUAGAGAGCUCAAAGAACAGAUUGCUUGCCUCAAGGCAGCAUUGGCGAAGAAGGAAGGAGAGCCGGAGAACUUUCAAAGCACACAGUCAAGCCCUGAUAUGUACAGAAUUAAAAGAGGCAAUGCAAUACCUGCUUUCCCUAAAAAUAGACAGCCAAUGGAAGAAGUUGGAAACUUAGAGAUCCAGAACAAUGCCACUCCAUUGCAAAAGAAGACCAGCUUUGAUUUUUCUGGUGUCUUUAGUGAUAACUACUCAUCCAACUUGGCUGAAAAUUGCAAUGGUAUUCAAAAGAUGGAUAGGGUGGCUGUUCAUGAUGAGAAAUCUGAGAAUGGCAAUUCCUUCCUGGAGCUGGAACCUGAUGCAGCACAGCUACCAACUUUUUUCUACCAAAGAUAUAACCAUGACAAGCAAAGGCGUAGGGCUGAACAAGUAGAAAUUGAUGACUUAGAUAGCAUUGAUGCUAAUACUAGUUGCUCUUCGGACCAAGAAAUGUUGUUGUCAUCCAGUGGCCUGAAAGCUGGUGGUAACGACAGCAGAGGCGUCUUCCCGAUAAAGAAGCCCCAAGCAAAAAGUACAAAAGUUACAGCAACCAGGAAUCCAAAUCAUGCAAUGAAAUCUCCAAUGUCAGAGAGAAAGUUGCAAACACCAAUCAGGAACGGCAAACAGGUAGCUUUCAGUACUAUUGGUGGAAGAAGAACUCCAAAUGGAAAAAUUAGCACUCCGAAGUAAUCGACUAAUAUAUGAAGGUGCAUCCUAUUACACCAUCUUCAUCAUGGCUAAAGAAAGAUCAUCAGGAAACUGAAACAAGUGUGUUUGUGAAAACGUUUAUAAGGAUCCAUGGUUUGGUUCAGUCUGAUGGAUGAAUCAUUUUAAGACAUUAAAAAUAGAGAUAAAUAGAUAAGGCCUCCAAGAGGACAGACAGACUGUAAACCCUUUGGAAUUUUUAGAUUUGAGAUCGGUACAUAGCUCACAGCCUCACACUGAGAAUUUACGGUUGUAUGUAUGUACAUUAGCCUGUAAUAGAUGUUUAUCACAUGGCAUUGCAACAAAGAGAAUUCUAAUGAAAGGCCUGUACCCUUUGUCAUGUUAAAUUGUCAAAUUCAAGCC
Molecule: messenger RNA, 3335 nt
Organism: Oryza brachyantha (malo sina)
Lineage: Eukaryota; Viridiplantae; Streptophyta; Magnoliopsida; Poales; Poaceae
Product: kinesin-like protein KIN-14Q
Exons: 18
Coding region: 87-2957 (956 amino acids)
Biological process (GO): microtubule-based movement
Molecular function (GO): microtubule motor activity; microtubule binding; ATP binding
Source: RefSeq, a predicted model, not a curated record